Messenger RNA from Vombatus ursinus (common wombat), 3013 nucleotides. RefSeq names its product VPS37B, ESCRT-I subunit (gene VPS37B). The transcript is spliced from 4 exons. Gene Ontology annotation, biological process: ubiquitin-dependent protein catabolic process via the multivesicular body sorting pathway; protein targeting to vacuole; protein targeting to membrane. The record is from RefSeq and is a predicted model, not a curated record. Gene Ontology annotation, cellular component: ESCRT I complex. NCBI's taxonomy places the organism in Eukaryota, Metazoa, Chordata, Mammalia, Diprotodontia, Vombatidae. Bases 1 to 891 code for a protein of 296 amino acids.
AUGGCGGCGGCGGGGCCCGGGCCGGGGGCGGCGGGGGUCGCGGGCCGCUUCGCGGGGCUGUCGCUGGUGCAGCUGAACGAGCUGCUGGAGGACGAGGAGCAGCUGACGAGCAUGGUGCAGGAGAUGGAGGAGACACAGAACGUUCAGCUUAACAAAGAGAUGACUCUUGCCAACAACCGGAGCCUGGCAGAAGGAAAUCUUUUGUACCAACCACAACUGGACACUUUGAAAGCCAGUUUGACUCAAAAAUACCAGGAACUACAGGUUCUCUUUGAAGCCUAUCAGAUCAAGAAAACCAAAUUAGAUCAGCAGUCCAGCAAUGCUUCUCUGGAGACAUUGCUAGCCCUUCUUCAAACAGAGGGAGCUAAGAUUGAAGAAGAUACAGAGAACAUGGCGGAGAAGUUCCUUGGCGGAGAAGUCCCGCUAGAUUCAUUCAUCGACGAAUAUCAAAAUAAACGGAAACUAGCCCAUUUACGUCGAGUGAAAAUUGAGAAACUUCAGGAAAUGGUGCUCAAGGGCCAGAGACUUCCAAAGGCCCAAGUCCAGCUGCAGCCUAGGGUGCCAGAUUCAACACCAGCUCCCAUGGUGCCCUACCCAGCUUCAGAUGCCAGUGUGCCCCCUUCAGUUGUGCCCCGGCGUAUCCCUCCACCACCACCCCCAGUCCCUGCCGGACGGUUUGCGACUCCAUUUACAGCGGCCGUGGGAUCAGGACAGGCCUUUCCUUACCCGGGAUUGCAGUGCCCUCCUCUUCCCCCCAGGGUGGGCCUUCCUUCUCUCAGUCACAACCCCCAGCCAGGAUACCCUGCUCAGUUUGCAUCACCAUACCCCCCGGCCCUCCCUCAGAGACCUCCUCCCAGGCUGCCUCCACAUCCUGGCUUCAUCCUUCAGUGAGUCUGCGGCUGCAUCUCCAUCCCUGAGUCAGUGCGUGGAGUUUGUAUUACUCUUUCCCCAGUCCGUGGGGAGCCUUCUGGGCUCUGCACGCAUGGGAGGAGAAAAAGGUCAGACUGUCUCGUCAGGGGGCUCCGUGUCUUGUGGGGCAAGAACAUGUUGUGUUUUUAGAAUCAUAGUUUCUUUGGUAGGUAGUGUGAUGCCACUUGAUUUGUGUAAACCCAGCAGGUUUUAUAAGCUGGGCUGGAGAAAGAAGCUGACCUACUCUGGGUUUGUUUGCAGCUCUUGGUGAGAUCUCUUAAUGUUCUAGUGCUGAUAGCUGAGAAAUUUGGGUUAGAAGAAAAACUUAGCUACCUGCUGUUGUUCCAGCCACAUCAAGAAUUGUGUUCCCAUUGCAGUUCAUUUCAGCAUGUUUAGUUCUAGGUUGAUUUUCAAAAGCCAAUUCCACAUUGAUCAGGCCAGUAUUGGACGGUAACUGUCUUAGCUUAGGGGCAAAGCAGCAUUGGGGUUCUCUGCUGCUUUUAAAAUCCUAGAUGGGCACAGCAGGUCUUAAUUUGGUGUAUUUACUUUCUACAUAGAAUCUGCUUUUGGAGGAAGAUCAUUACUAGCACCCUCCACCUCCCACCCCCCCCACCCCACCCCCAAACCUUGCUGCUUUUAAGAUGCUUAGAAGCUGCAAAGCAAAGUUUGCACUUGCCUAAAUGCUGUCUAUACCUUCAGAGCCUCAGAAAUCCAGGCCCUGUGGAGAGAACUGGAGAGAGGUAUGGGACCUAGGUUUUUGUGUUAAGGAUUCUAUACCUGAUAUUUCCUCUUCAUCCCUCUCCUUCCCAUACCCACCCCCAAAGAGCUCACCCCCAAUAAUUUCCAAUAAGAAACCCUCCAAAAAUAUUUUUACAACUUGUGAAAUUUUCCUGUUUUCUACAAAAAAAAAAAGUUUGAUGCUCACAGCACCAUUCAGGGAAACUCAAAAAUUUAGAAUACUUAUCGUGCAGAUAAAAUGCAAAUUCCUCUCUUGCAAGCAACGCAUUGUUGCACGUGUGUGCCGUGCCUUAGGAUCGCUGUUGGUGACUGGACUUGUGACUCAUGGUAGCCUUUCCAAUCACCUGAUGGCCAUAGCCUCCUUUUUGACUCCAAGGGCUUGGGAAUAGGCUGCUAUGGAGGACUUUGCCCUAGUCUGACUUGGGGGCAUCCUCUAGAGUCUGUGGCUCUCCUUUCAGGGAAAGGCUUUUUCUUAUGAUGGCGCUGAUGUUCAUCUGUCUGCAAAAACAGAAGAAAAACCCUGUCCCGUUGAGCCUGAAAUGUCUUUAGCAUUAUUCUCUGCACUCCAUGUGAUGUGCAGAUGGGGAUAGGUUCUGAACAUGGUGCUGCAGGGAACAUAGUGUGUGUGGGGGCGGGGGGAGGGACGAUGGAAAACAUUUCAAAUUGGUUUGCGGGAAGGACUACAGAUGAUGGGGAUGGCUAGAUGAGGCCACACUGACAUAUGCUCCCCUCUGAUAGUGAACUCUGUAUCAUACCAUCUGGUUGAGCCUUCAGCCUCAGUGUUGUGGCUGUGGCCAGGGACACUGCAUAGCUGUUACCAAAAGGGCCUCUGAAACAGUAGGCAGGGCCCCCGGCGGCACAGGUCAGCAGCGUCUUCCAGGGUGUCGACGGUCAACUUCCAAAGAGGCUCCAAAGGUGCUUGGAACUUGGAGAAAGGUAGAGCUGAAAUGGGGUUCCUCUCUGUCCGACUGCUGGCAGCUCGUGCCAACCUUUGUAUUCAUUCCUGUAAACAGUUGUGAUUCUGUACUUGAACUCCACUGUAUGUAUGGUCGACCAUUUUAAAAGAAAAUCAAUUGUAAUAGGAUGCUAGGUGCCACGUCAGUCAAGUGGACUCGCCAGUUAAUCUCCAUGGCUUGAAAUGCCAUUGUUUUUGUUAUACCUCUUUAGCUGUGCUCCACUCUUCAAGGAAAUCUGGCUCCCACAGCAGUUGAGUCAGCAGCCAAAAGUAUUUACCUUUGUGUUUUCUUUUUGAGAUUGUGAAAAUGGCACAAAGAGGCUGGCUUUGUCCUCUCCUUCCGGGGGCCAUGUUUGGAACUGUGAGUGUAGGUCUGUAGGAAACUUUAAUAAAAGAAAUGAUUAUUAAUAA